CUCGUCGACUCUUUAGCCAUCCUCGACGCUUCCAGAUCCAUCUGACUCCGGAGAUUUUACCCUCCAAAUGACACCGGCUUAAAGCCUUACGUCUCGAUUUGUCCACCCUCGCCCCCCGCGCCCGUCGGCGAGAGACGAACAUCAUCACGAUUAUUUCCCUAUCCACCGCGCAAUACUCUCCAUAACAAGACUCGAUCGGCCUCCUGUCACUGUAAGGUCAAUGCUUUAAGCGGAAUCAGAGUCAUUCUGCCGUUCGGGCUCAUUUCAGACAGCCCAUUCCCAGGUUCUCUCGUCUGAGCCCUCCCGGCUGCGAAACAGAUUGCACUCCCCAGUGUGCAAUGUCGACACCAUCGACCCUGCCUCCGCAUCAUCCAAAUCACGGAUACUCUCAUCAUCAGAACUAUCAAUCGCCCGCCGCCUAUCGAACGAGCAACUCCCUCUUGAACGGCGCGAGCCGCUUGGGAGCCUCAUACAACCUCCCGACUCCUUCGAGUAACGGCACAUCAUCGACCGCUACUUGUGUGGCCGAUCUGCCGCCGCGACCAGCUCAAAGUACGACACAUUCUUCAAGGUCCGAAUCGAACCUAGUAGCCAUGCCUGCCUCUUCAGCCGUCUCCAAGCCCCCCGCGCGGAGAAGCCAGCGCCCCAAGGAACAUCGAGAACCAGAUUGGCCCUCAUUCUACAAGAACGGACUUCCCAAAGAGGUCAUCGUCAUCGAUGACUCUCCAACCCCCGAGUUAUCAGCGUCCGUGGUCUCAAAUGGCCCGGCAAACUACACAGGGGUGGGGGGAAACAGUCGACACGCGGUGAAGAAACGAAAGCGUGACGACGUGGGGUCCGCAUAUGAUCCUGUGUACCAGCUCGGGCCAGAUUCCAACGAACAGACCCCGCAGUAUAAAGACUCGGUUUCUGGCUCAACCAUUUCGACUGAUCGAACCACAUCGGCGAUACACACCACCGCUGCCACGUCGUUAGGCUCACAUUCCUCGAACGGACAAAACGGGUAUGAGACUGAAGACAUCCAGCCGGGUCAGAAACGAAAGAGAACUGCCACUCGGCUUCAAAUUGCCAACGAGGCGAAGAGGAAGGAGCUUGAAGUCAACGGCGAUGCAUUCUCAAACUAUAAGCCCCCCCCAAAACCGCCAAUCAAGGCACCAGAGGUCCAUGUCAAGCAGAUUCCUGAUAAUUCAUACACAAAAAACAGCAAGGUUGAUGAUGAGGAUGGACACUACAUUGUGGUCCCGGAUUCUGAUUUGACAGACAGAUAUCAGGUAACGAAACUGCUUGGGCAAGGAACCUUCGGAAAGGUCGUGCAAGCCCGAGAUAAAAAGAGGAAUAAACUUGUCGCCAUCAAGAUUAUCAGAUCCGUCCAGAAGUAUCGAGAUGCUUCACGAAUAGAGUUGCGAGUUCUUGCGACCCUCAAAGCGAAUGACCAAGAGAACCGAAAUCGAUGCAUACACCUUCGGGAUUGCUUUGAUUAUCGAGGUCAUAUCUGUAUCGUUAUGGACUUGCUCGGACAGAGCGUUUUUGAUUUCUUGAAGGCCAACUCAUUUGUUCCGUUUCCGAACAGCCAAAUCCAGAGCUUUGCCCGGCAGCUCUUCACCAGUGUUGCUUUCUUACACGAUCUUAACUUGAUUCACACCGAUCUGAAGCCGGAAAAUAUCCUUUUAUGUGACAGUUCUUACCAAGCAUUUACAUACAGCCGCAGAAUCCCUUCCUCAUCCUCCACCGUCAAUCGACAAGCCGCCCAACGCAAAGUAUUACUUGACACCGAAAUACGAUUAAUCGACUUUGGCUCGGCAACAUUUCAGGACGAAUACCAUUCCUCCGUUGUUUCUACCCGGCAUUACCGGGCUCCCGAAAUCAUUCUCGGCCUUGGAUGGUCAUUCCCUUGUGAUAUCUGGAGCAUUGGGUGCAUUCUGGUCGAGUUCUUUACGGGCGACGCUCUAUUCCAGACCCAUGAUAACCUGGAGCAUCUUGCCAUGAUGGAAAGUGUUUGUGGGGGAAGAAUGGACACCCAUCUUAUCCAACAGGUCAAUGCUAUGGCUAAGCGACAUGGCGGAAAUUCAGCAGUCAAGUUCUUCAAACGAUUCAAGCUGGAUUACCCGCAACCGGAGACGAGCAGGGCCUCGCGGAGAUUUGUAAAAGCGAUGAAGAGGCUAGAUGAAAUCAUUCCCGACAACAAUAAGUUUUGCAGAAACUUCCUCGAUCUCCUGAAGAAGAUCUUCGUCUAUGAUCCGGCUGAACGUAUCACUGCAAAACAAGCACUACAGCAUCCGUGGUUCAAAGAAGCCGCAACUCCAGAUGAUGGUACUGAGGCUACGAAGAUUAAAUUGCAAAGGCAGCUCCAAGCUGAAGAAGCGGCCGCGGCUGCAGCCGCAUCUGGAGCUGGUCCGGCAAGGCAUAAUGGGUAUCGUCACUGAAGGCGAGGGUUUCAUGAAAAAUGACGGCGUACGGGGACUGGAGCAAUGCAUUCUUAUCAUUGGAUCACUGAAGUGUUGGUUCAAUGCAUAUGGGCGUGAUACUGUAAUGUGAUUAUUCUAAGAUGUCUUGGUGGUGAUAUGCUUUUAGGCAUGCUUCCGGACAGUAAUGAUUGGGAAAAUAGAUACAGGAUCUUCCAAAUCCACGGUCUGACAUGGUUGAGCGAUAUACAGAAUCAC
This is a messenger RNA of Amorphotheca resinae ATCC 22711, 2660 nucleotides long. RefSeq lists its product as hypothetical. Gene Ontology annotation, biological process: protein phosphorylation. Bases 339 to 2423 code for a protein of 694 amino acids. The record is from RefSeq and is a predicted model, not a curated record. Gene Ontology annotation, cellular component: nucleus. The transcript is spliced from 6 exons. Gene Ontology annotation, molecular function: protein kinase activity; ATP binding. Lineage: Eukaryota; Fungi; Ascomycota; Leotiomycetes; Helotiales; Amorphothecaceae.